UACUACGACCCCAGAACCGAACUUGCAAGAAGAUGCAAGAGUCUCAGAUGUCAGGUAUUAUUAGGUAGUACCGGUACUUUCUGUGCAGUAAGCGCCUCCCGUGUCGUCUCCACCAAGAUUUCUUUCAAGCUUUCUUCCUCCACUUCUUCUUCUUGCACUCCUUGAAAAUUACAACCCAAAAACCAACAUCUUGGUUUCGACCUUCCAACUUGUUUUUCAUCCAAAAGAUAUCUUAUAUUUGACUUAUUAUCUUGAUCCAUCAUUUAUUUUAAGACCGGGCAACAUCCAAAAAUAAGUUAUUCGGCCUUGGGCUGCAACCUUAGCCUGAACGAGAGAGGUACGCUUAGGGUUUUCCAACAUCACCUCACAAAGGCCGAACCUUUCUACAAGUUUCCGCCCUCGAAAAACUUCAACUUGAGAUCGGCCACCCACAAAACCUCUUUUUCCACUCUUCCAAUCUUCCAACAACCUAAGCCACGAUCGACUUUAUUCAAAUACCGUCCCAUAUCGAAAUAUUGAGAUUGUCGCAUCAGGACUGUCGAACUCGAACGUCAAAUUAUUUCGGCACUCAUCGCCUCGGCGGCUUCAUAAACAACAAACCACCAAGUUGGCGGGACUCGUAUUUCAAGACUUUUCCUUCAUCCGUCCCCUCCUCGGUCCAGUGAAGAUCUGGGCCUACUGCGGAGGCGACAAGAAACCCCCAUAAUUGCACCUAAAGCAAUCCAAAUCGAAAUAUAUAAACUGCGCAUUUACACAUAAUCCAAAGGGGUAGCGGAUGGACGAGUAGCCAUUCUUCGUUAGGAAUCACACUGUACAGGGACGACCUGUGCAAAGUCAACUAUCAAAUUGACGCCAAACAAGCGGUGGGCGCUCGUUGCGACCUGCCUAGAACUUUGAAAGCUUUGGCUUCCUAGAAAAUUUGUAUGCAGUCGUUGUUGUAAUUGUCGGAGCUUACUGGCUAAUCUGGAUGCAGAACUUAAUCCAAAUAUAUUUUAUUCAGUUCAUACCUCAAAAAUGUCUGAACACGAAGAUACAUCCCUCGAUACUGGCUACAGCACGCCGGUGCCAGAGUUGGAUGAUCACAGAUACCAGUUGCAGCCUCUGCCAAAGGCUCGCUCCCGCAGUGGCACUAUUGAUACUUUGCAUGCCCCAUCCUUCCGGGCUCCACAAAGCCCAGACCUAACACGCGUGAACAACACUCUUCUUCAGACAAUCGCAAGAGAUUUCGAGGAAGCCGUUGUCGAUGAGGAUGCGAGGGGAGUUUCUCCAAUUGCUAUUCGAUUGGCAGAUAGAAGUCGUCGAGGAACCGCGGAUACUGCUGAGAUUCGUUCUCUAUCACCACCAAGUUCAGUAAAGGCCUUCGCUGAUGCAAGAAGAAGGGAAAGGGAGAUGUCCAUUUCGGACCCAAGCUCUGGAAAGGCAUUUGCAGAUGCUAGACGACUUGAAGAUCAUAAUGCUCUUCAUAGAACUGAAUCACGCGCGAGUCACCGCAGCCAUCGCACUUUCCGUAGCAGACGUUACACCAACGAUAACGAUGCAAAGAGCUUCGCAGGCUCAUGCAAGUCAGCAGAAGAGGAUGUUUGCUUUCCACUACACCCUUCCCCAACCAAAAAUACGCUCCAGAUUAAUUUUGACACUCUCGAGGAUUUCAUUGAAGAAGAGGAAAAUCGUGCUAAGACUCCAGUCAACCACGCGCAACCUCGAAUUUUCCACGACUUGAGAAACAAUGGUGCGAUACCCAUGAUUGUAACAUCGGAAGGUACAGCUGUCGAGAUUCCUUCAGGCCCACCUUCUAUCAAUGAAAAAUUGGACUUAUCUAGCCUUGAAGAGAUUACACGACCGCAGCAGCCACAUCUCGACACUAACAGGUUUGAAUACUUCUCCUCGCAUGGAGUAGAUACUAUUCAUGCUCCAGAAUUCGGGGAUCUCAUUCUCGAAGGAGAAGACAUUCGACACCUAUUCGCCCGCCCACAAGGACAACAAGGAGAGGGCGUUUGGUGGUUGAACAUGAACAAUCCAACAGAGAACGAGAUUCGAGUAAUCUGCAAAGCAUUUGGAGUCCAUCCCCUGACCAUUGAGGAUAUCACAGCUCAGGAAACACGAGAGAAAAUUGAACUUUUCCCUUCGUACUACUUCGCUUGUUUCCGUUCCUUUUCCGUCGUGGACAUUGAGGAUGGCCAGGAAUACGAUCCAUUCAACAUUUAUGUCAUCGUUUUCCGAGAGGGCUUACUAAGCUUCAGCUUUUCACCGAACACACAUGCAACCAAUGUUCGGCAGCGCAUCACGUUGCUUAAGGAUUACUUGUCUUUGAACAGUGAUUGGAUAUGCUAUGCUUUAAUGUAAGUUUGCCUAAUUCGUUUUAAGAUCAUAGACUAAUAACUUACCAGCGAUGACAUCGUGGAUUCUUUUGCACCGGUUAUCCACAAAAUCGAUAAUGAAACAGAUACUAUUGAGGAUCAGGUGUUUAUCGCUCGGAGUGAUGAUAUGCAUACCUUUCUACGAAAAAUUGGAAUGGUUCGAAAGAACGUCAUGGGAUUAAUGAAACUUCUUGGAGGCAAAGCCGAUGUUUUGAGAGGUUUCACGAAGCGUUGUAACUCCAAUUACGAAGUCACCCCUCAUAUGGAUAUUGGUCUUUAUCUUGGCGACAUUCAAGAUCACGUUGUCACUAUGAUGACCAGUUUGGGACACUCUGAGAAGAUGCUCUCUCGAUCACACAGCAAUUACCUGGCACAACUCUCUAUCGACAACAUUACCCAAGGAAACAACGCAAACAAGGUCCUCAGCAAAAUCACUCUCCUCGCUUCCAUCCUGGUUCCACUCAACUUGGUAUGUGGUAUGUUUGGUAUGAAUGUUAAUGUGCCUUUCCAAAACGCUCAGAGUCUCAUUCCUUUCUUCACAAUUUUGGCUGUAUUGGUGGUAUUCAGUCUUGCUUCUCUGGCACUUGCAAGACGUUAUAGAUAUAUUUAGAUUUUCGUGGAGGAGAAGAAGUUUUUGAACUAAUAAUACUUGUGGGGAGGUUGAGAAGUUUGGUUUAUGUAGCACAGAAAAAAGGGCUAAAGUCGUGGUGGUACCAUUACAGAUCUCUUGGAUAUAUAGAUGUCUCUAGAUUUUGAUAGUGUUAAUAUUGACUAGAUGCUACGGACUUAUGA
Messenger RNA from Sclerotinia trifoliorum, 3149 nucleotides. NCBI's taxonomy places the organism in Eukaryota, Fungi, Ascomycota, Leotiomycetes, Helotiales, Sclerotiniaceae. The record is from the annotation of a GenBank genome assembly.